AUGCCAGCCCCAGACAACAUCUACGAGGAUGACGUUGACUUCACGACCCUGGCACUCCAGUAUCCUGAGUUUGCAAAGAGGCUCAAACCGAAUCGCCAACUCGACUUUUCCGACCCCGAAAGUGUGAGGCAGUUGACGAAAUGUCUCCUCCACCGGGACUUCAACCUCGCCAUCGACUUGCCGGACGAUAGACUAUGUCCUCCGGUGCCCAACCGGUUCAACUACACCCUGUUCAUCCAACGUCUCCUAGACGACACGUCGCCCGAUUUCCACCAGGGAUAUGAUCCCGAGAGACAGGUUCUCGGCCUCGACAUCGGAACAGGCUCCUCGGCAAUCUACCCGCUCUUGGCCUGCGCCCAACGACCGAGCUGGCGCUUCCUGUGCACGGAAAUCGACGACAAAAACCGCCACUACGCCCAGCGCAACAUCUCGGCGAACAAUCUGGCCACACGAAUCCGCAUGAUCGACACGGACAGUACCGGCGCAAAACUUAUCCCAUCCUCUCACUUGAAGCAUUUCGACAGAGUCGACGUCCUGGUAACGAACCCGCCAUUCUACUCGUCCGAGGCGGAGCUUCUGGGAUCGGCAAGCCAGAAAUCUCGGCCCCCCAAUUCGAGCUGCACGGGCUCGGCCGUCGAGAUGAUCACCCCCGGAGGCGAGGUGGCGUUCGUGGGAAAACUCAUAUGCGAGUCCGCCCACGUGGCGAUAAGACGCAGGAUCCAGUGGUUCUCCGCCAUGCUGGGCAAGUUGAGCAGUGUGGGGACCGUCGUCACGCAGUUGAGGGACAAAGGGUGCUCGAACCUUGCGGUCACCGAGUUCGUGCAGGGCCAGAAGACGCGGCGAUGGUGUGUCGCGUGGAGUUGGAUGCGGUUCAGGCCGGGUGUCGGUGUCGCGAGAGGUGUGCGCGGCGGGAGUGGCGUCGAGAGGAAGUGGUUGCCGCCGCUAUCGGAGAUGGAGUUUGAUUGUGAAGUCGAAGGCGAUGUGGGAGAUGGGGAUGGGGAUAAAUAUGGAGACGGAAACGGAACCACCAGAAGUGUGGUCGAGAAAGUGAUCCGCGAGAUUAAAACACUGGACGGCGUGGCGUGGAAAUUCGACACCACGAGGCGAAUAGGCAUGCUCAUGGCCCGGGAAGGCGACGUGUGGAGCCGAAAAGCGAGGAGGAAGGCGAAAGCGCACGAAGCUCCCGUGGAUCCGCCUCGAGACGCUGAUACGAAUAGAAGUCGUGGACCCGACAACCACAAACACGAAGACACGGUGAUGAAGGACAGAGAGUCCGAGUCCGACGAGGACGAACCUGAAUCCGAGGAGGAAGAAGAAGAAACCGAGCCAGAACCGGCGCUCGUGGCGAGAAUCUCGAUCAAGACAUCCCAUCCUCCUCCUGCCAAUACGCACACGCGGUCCAAGCCAACUGUCCGCGUCCAUAUCCGCCAUUUGCAAGGCCAUGACGCGGUGCUUUUCGAGAGUUUCUGCGGGUGGUUGAAGAGGAAGGUCGUGCCGCCGUCGAGGUGA
Cladophialophora yegresii CBS 114405 is the source of this 1509-nucleotide messenger RNA. RefSeq lists its product as uncharacterized. The coding region runs from base 1 to 1509 and encodes 502 amino acids. The transcript is spliced from 3 exons. The record is from RefSeq and is a predicted model, not a curated record. Gene Ontology annotation, biological process: rRNA base methylation. Gene Ontology annotation, cellular component: nucleus. Gene Ontology annotation, molecular function: 23S rRNA (adenine(1618)-N(6))-methyltransferase activity; nucleic acid binding. Lineage: Eukaryota; Fungi; Ascomycota; Eurotiomycetes; Chaetothyriales; Herpotrichiellaceae.